Oncorhynchus nerka (sockeye salmon) is the source of this 3421-nucleotide messenger RNA. It is a transcript of the gene twnk, whose product is annotated as twinkle mtDNA helicase. Gene Ontology annotation, molecular function: single-stranded DNA binding; ATP binding; 5'-3' DNA helicase activity. The coding region runs from base 83 to 2323 and encodes 746 amino acids. Lineage: Eukaryota; Metazoa; Chordata; Actinopteri; Salmoniformes; Salmonidae. Gene Ontology annotation, biological process: mitochondrial DNA replication. The transcript is spliced from 5 exons. The record is from RefSeq and is a predicted model, not a curated record. Gene Ontology annotation, cellular component: mitochondrion.
CGGACGUAUUUUUAUAACGCAACAAAAGCAUGCAUGGAAGAAGAAAUGUAAGAAAAGGUCCAAUGUCUUGAACAGGUAACAGAUGUGGAUGAGCUGGUUCCUGAAAGGGACCACCUGUCUCUUGCAGGUGGCAGCCCGCAGCACCCCAAGGCUCCCUCCCCAAAGAUGCCUCUCUUCCUCCCUUAUCAGAGUCCUAACCAAGCCACACACCCCAAGAUUUGCUAUUCCUUCAUACUAUCCUCAGGGACAACUAUGGGGGAUGUCAUUGCCAAUCAGUUGUACCAGGAGCUACAAAAAAGAUACCAAGUCUAUCCUAGACUUUCCUGUCGACCCUAUUACAGUGACCGAUAUCAAACAAUAUCUACGCUCUAAAGACAUCCCAUUCCAUGAUGGCUACAGCUGCUUGCACGCCCCCAGCAUGUUCCUGGACUCGGCUAUGGGUGUCCCUGCGGAUACAGGGAGGGAGAGCUUUACAAUGUUCAUUGACAAAACCACAGGCCAAUUUCUGUGCAAGGAGACGCUGGUGGAGGGGAGCUGGGAGGACCUGCAGGACUGCCUGGAGGUGAUGCAGAAGGAGGGCCAGGCCUCCCUCAGCCCUCACGUGCUGCUGGGCUACCCCGAAAGCCUGGAGGAGCGGGAGGAGAAGGAACAGGAGCUCAGGGAGGUGCAGAGGAUCUGGUCCAGUGCCGUGCCCUUCUCAGACCUCCCUGACGAGGAGGCACAGCUAGUCAAAACCAUGUUCCAGAUCAGCAAGAUCUCCAACGCCACACUCAAAAAGUUUGCGGUGAGGUUAUUCAAGCCCACCAAGAGCCUGGUGUUCCCCUGGUUUGGUGGAAGGGACUCCAGCCUGCGGGGCGUCAAGCUGCUAUCCGCCCAGAGCAUGGAGGGCGGAACGGUGGCUUAUACCGAGGCCACGGUGCCCAAGGCUGGCUCCUACCACAACCUGUUUGGACUGCCUCUGGUGGGACGCAUGGACUCUGAGGUGGUGCUGACAGGCCAGGAGGUGGAUACCCUGGCAGUGAGCCAGGCCACAGGCCUGCCCAGUGUGGCUCUGCCCCGGGGUGUUAACACCCUGCCCCCAGCUCUCCUGCCCUACCUGGAGCAGUUCAAGCGGGUCACCCUGUGGCUGGGAGGGGACAUGCGCUCCUGGGAGGCCUCCAAGAUCUUCUCCAGGAAGCUGGGUCUUAAGCGCUGCUCCCUAGUGCGCCCGGGGGAGUUCCAGCCCUGUCCUCUGGAGGCCCUGUUCCAGGGCAGGAACCUGGCCCGCAUCGUCAAAGCCUCCAUCCCCGCCGCCCACAAGUCCAUUGUGUCGUUCAGGCAGCUCAGGGAGGACGUCUACGGGGAGCUUGCCAACACGGAACAGGUGGCUGGGGUGAAAUGGACCAGGUUUCCAGAGCUCAACAGGAUCAUGAAGGGUCAUCGCAAAGGGGAACUGACAGUCUUCACAGGACCCACGGGCAGCGGCAAGACCACCUUCAUCAGUGAGUUUGCCCUGGACCUGUGCAUGCAGGGCGUCAACACGCUGUGGGGCAGCUUUGAGAUCAACAACGUGCGCCUGGCCAAGAUCAUGCUGACCCAGUUCGCCAUGCAGAGGCUGGAGGAGAACCUGGACCAGUACGACUCGUGGGCCGACAGGUUCGAGGACCUGCCCCUCUAUUUCAUGACCUUUCACGGGCAGCAGAACAUCAAAGCUGUGCUGGACACCAUGCAACACGCUGUCUACCUUUACGACAUCAGUCACGUGAUCAUUGACAACCUGCAGUUCAUGAUGGGCCAGGAGAACCUCUCUGUAGACAAGUUUGCCGUCCAGGACCACAUUAUCGGAGCUUUCAGGAAGUUUGCCACCAACAGCAGCUGUCACGUCACUCUGAUCAUUCACCCCAGGAAAGAGGAGGACGACAGAGAACUACAGACAGCGUCCAUCUUUGGAACAGCCAAGGCCAGCCAGGAGGCAGACAACGUGCUCAUCCUGCAGGAGAAGAAGCUGGUGACAUGCCCCGGCCGGAGGUCACUCCAGGUGGCCAAGAACCGCUUCGACGGAGACGUGGGCAUUUUCCCUCUGGAGUUCAACAAGGUCUCGCUCACUUUCUCCGGCCCAGUCAAGGGCAAGCACAAGCUGAGAAAGGUCAAAGGUGACAAGGGGGAGGGGUCAGAUAAUGAGGAGUCUUUAGGAGAAACUCUAAAGAAGGAGGAGACAACGGUUAAAAAGGAGAAACUAGUGAAGUUGGAGAGGCCACCCAAAGCUACCAAAACUCCCAGAGCUGUUAAGAGUCCUGCAGCAGGGAAGGGCACACCAGAGGGCGAGGGGAAGAAACAGCCAUAGAGAGAAGACUUCACUCAUUGAUCUAAGCAAAGAACAUUGUCUCAGUGUAUAAUGAUUUGAAAUGACAGAAAGGUAUUGGGCCUUCAUUUAUGGUACAGUAUCAUAAAAGGAAGGAAAAUGUAUUGCUUAAUAUUGAUGAUUUGUCACCUGAUUGGAAAAUGUGCUUACUUAUGUCACAGAAAGAUGGAAUGAAAGAUGUUAUCUAAAGGAGAAAAGAGCUGUGUAAAAUAACAUUGGUAUGAUAUGUUGAUAUGUUGGAUGUUGGCAACGAAUGACCAUUGAAGAGUACAGUAUUGGCACUUGAAGUAACUACCCAGUGUUUCCAGAUUUCUAUGAAAUGAUUAUUAAUACUUACAAUAUGAGGGAAAUAGUUUUCCUUACAAAAAUUGUAAUUAAGUAGGUUGAAAAGCAGCUUCUUUUUUUUUGGAAUGGUGUAGGCAUAUAAUGGUCAUAAGAUAUUCAUUCAAGUAGACCACUGAUUGGCCAGCUCAUCCUCCUCUAAACCACUGAUUGGCCAGCUCAUCCAUCUCAGGGAGAUGACAUCAUAUUCUAUGAGGAAAUAGCAAGCAUUUUGAAACUGGAUGUUUGAGAUGGUGUUAUUUUGUUUUUUCUUCAAUUUAUGCAUUGGCCACAAAUGCAAAUAUAGGACAAGUCAACAACAUUAUUUGCAUAUGAGUUAACAGAAUAUUAACUUUAAAAAAAAGUGAUAUUUUCACUGGGCAGCUCCUUUUAAAAUAAUAGUUGAAAGAUAGUUGACUUACCGAAAUGAAGUUCUGACAGUAUUUAUAUUUCUACUACUACUGUACUGUUAUGUCUGCUUUUUCCCCACUCAAAGGUGGUGAAAUUCCGUUAAGCUAAACUCCGUUAAUCCAAACCCUUGACUGUCCAUGUUAUUACAUGUAUUGCUAUAUAGUAACAGUAUACUGUCAUAACAGGAGCUAGGACUUCUGAGGUACAAUAUUCCACAAGGAUAAGCACCAUCACUGUAUGUGGAUUGUUGCAGAAUGUGAAUGUUACCCUCUACUGAACACAGAUAUAGUGCUGCUGCUUGUUUGCCUCAUUAAAACGUCAAGCGCUCAUGUGCAAUUCUGAUCCCUA